Messenger RNA from Phasianus colchicus (ring-necked pheasant), 15344 nucleotides. It is a transcript of the gene IGDCC4, whose product is annotated as immunoglobulin superfamily DCC subclass member 4. The record is from RefSeq and is a predicted model, not a curated record. Gene Ontology annotation, biological process: cell-cell adhesion. Gene Ontology annotation, molecular function: protein binding. Lineage: Eukaryota; Metazoa; Chordata; Aves; Galliformes; Phasianidae.
AGCCUGACUUCUCUUUUUGGGGUAGGUGAUUUUCUAACUGCAGCACAUGAGAGGUGCAGCUCCUUAAGACAGCAACUCCUGGGGCUCUGGGACAGGUGGGCUGUGGGGGGGGAGCAGAGAAUGGGGCUGAAUGUGCGCACUUCUCAGUACUUGCUAGAGCUGAGACUGGAGCUGUUUGUGAUAGGAGUGUUGUAUGUGCCCUGCUAUAGCCCUGCACACCCUGUCCAGAACAAAGACUCCAGGUUGAACCCCAGCCUGUCAAGACACUGUGAGCAAAAAUGCUCCAACAAAAGCAUUCAAUCAAUAAUUUUAAAUACAUCCUGGGGUCUUUGCUGUGAAAGUUUUAAGCUCAGUUUGAGGAAUGAAUGUGCAUUGGGGUGUGUGUCAUAGCAGCACCACCCCAGCAAAAGGGUUCUUUGCUCUUUCUCUUGGCAGGUGGUUUUUUAGGUAAGAGUAGAGAUGCGAUGUGCCACCUUUUUGCAUGGAACACAGCAAGAUAAAAGGGCUGUCACUGAUUAAAACAUCAGUUUGUCGUCUUGUAGCUUGUGUUUUACUGGCAAAUGUGUCAUGCCAUUGGUUUCUUUGUGUGAAUGCUGCUCUUUCUAAGGUUUGUAUUUGCACGUGGACUUCUUAGCUACGAGUGGCCUCGAAGCCAGACCAGGCUGUUGGGCUCAUGGCUCUGCAGUCAGAGCUCAGGCUGUUAGUGGAGCAGGUAAAGCCCAUUCUUCAUAUCCCUGCUUUAUUUUCAGGUGAACUGCAGAAUCUCAUUACCGACAGCAAUGGCAGGGCUUUGAAGAUUUCAGCCUAAUUACCUUAUUUGUGCUGUGAGUAGCAGUGAAAUCCGUGUGCUGUCAGGGAGAGUUAGCUGCUGUGCUGGGGUGGGAGAAAAGGGCCCCAGGGAAGGGCUGGUGCAUGAAUGGUGUUCUCUGGUUGUGUGGGGUUCCCUGCAGGAGCACAUGGGCUGAGACCCAUCUGUGGCCAUAAAGCUGAUAGCUGUCCAGGCAGGAAGCUCUCAGUGCAUAACUUUGGCAGCCCAGGUGUGGAGGGCUUUGAGAUUUUCCCUUCUUUCUUUUUAGGAGUAUGCAGAACAGGCCUGUAAUCUGAGGCUUAGAUGGGGCAAGUUUCAGUGAUGUGUGUGCGAGGGCUGUGAGAGCCAUGUGUUUGCACAGCACCUCUGGGGUUCUGAUGGAGACGUAUCUCCAUUUAUGGUCAAAUCCGAGGAAUUUUCUGAUAUUUGAAUGAAAUGGGGGUCAAAGUUCUAUUAAUACGACAGCUAUUCAUGUUCUAAAGCCUUAGCAGCAUUGUCACAUCUCUUGUGGAGGCAAGGAGCUCUGAGAUAUAUACAGUCUAAAUAACACUAAACCGUGUAGCAAGAAGGGAGAGGAGGGCAGGAAUGUAAUCCUUGAUCAGCAGCUGAAGGCAGAGGGAUGAGAAAGAUCUUUGAUGAUUAAGAUCUUUGAUCUUUCAGAUAAAGCAAAACACAGAAACAUUAGAUGUGCUCAACCCUAACACAGUUUCUUGGAUCUUCUUUCGGUCAGUGUCUCUGUGCUGCCCUUAAUUAUGUUGUAUGAGUUCAGAGCACUCUUCCAAGCUGGCAAGUAAGCUGGCACAAGAGCUCAGCGAAGGGCAGGUUGCCCCGUGUGCCCUCUGCAUGGCCCAGGCUCUGACUGAGUCCUGCUGCUGUUGCUUUGUAGCUGAAGUCUUCCAGCCUCUGCAAGGCCAUUGCUUCCUCCUGGUAACGCUCCCCAUGGUUUGUGUAUCCACUGAGUGAAGUGAGUGCAUGAAGUCAAAUAACUCUUGCAGGGUUUGAGCAUCGCUUUCCUUUUCUGAAGCUCCAGGCAGCAGCUGGGAGAAAGUUGGUUUGGAAAACAAAGCUGUUAGGAACUGUUUGUUUAGACACAAGGCAAAAUGAAAGUGGAAAACAUAAUCUGUCAGUUCCCUUCAGCCUCCCACCUUAUUUUUGUUUAAAAUAUCCUCAUGCAACUUAGUUUCAGUAAGCAAGAGAUGUUUCCUAUAAGCUGGUGUUUACUAGUUUGGGAAUGGGAUGCAAUAAAGAACAGAAAUCCCUGUGUAUGCCAGUGUUUUCAGACUGUAUCAAGAGUGUAUAAUUUUAUAGACCUUUCAAGAGAUUUCCUUAAGUAAACAGUGAGGAACUGUUAAGUUAUAGCCAUGUAAAACAACAAUGUAACAGUCUCAUUGCUGGUACUAAUGGCUUUUUUAUCCUGUGGGUAGGAGUGGUUUGGGCUGCUGGCAGAUAACAAACCUUUCCUGAGAUGGUUUUGCAACUCAUUUGGAGGAGCAGCCAGUUUUAGAUCCUUGAGCAACUUCUUUCCCUCCUAAUGAGGGAGAUAAGGACUGUGUGGGUGCUCUCACUCCAGUUCUUCCAGGAUCGUGCAGGGCUGAGCAGCUUUCAGAAGAGCACAGUACAGUUUCUCUGCAGGCUGAGAGCCACUGAAGUCUUUGGAGAUUCAGGCUUGCAGGCCAUCCACACUACAGCCGCUGCAAACCAUGCACGACCAGCGUUACUCCUUGCUUAUUGUGUGCUGUCUGAAUCAUAAGCUUUUCAUCCGGAGCAGGUUUUUGAUCUACAAUUCUUUGGAACAGGAGGAUGUUCAGCUGCUCCCAGCCCAGCCUGCAGCCUGUCAGAGCUGCUCUGUCGUACUAAAUCAGAAAGGUCAUUGUCAUUUCCCUCAGGGGCAGGGGGAAGGGCUUCAGGUGCAGCAGGAGGCUGGUGUGGAACUCAGUGGCACUCUGCGUGGGGCACUUCAUCGCUGCAGUACCAGGAGGCUCAGGAGGAGGAUGUGUGGUCUCAGCCUGAGCUCCUCUGCUCCUGCUGCCAGCAGGGAGGCUGGGUGCCACCUUGGACAGGAGCCUGCAUGGUGCCUUGGCCCUCUUCCAGCCCCAAGUCACUGCAGUGACCUCUGUUGAGAUGUGUGUGUUGAAAGGGACUGGUCGCUUGCAUUUCUUGGAUUCUUUUUCCUGAUUCUCAAUUUUAAAUGGCAUUCUGGGCUCGUUUCUGGCUGCCAUACACAUGUGCAUGCUGGCAAACUUUGCACCAACUCAUUUGGGCUCAUGAAAGAAAUUGUCUGUGCAAGAAGAGCUGUGGCUUGUAAUGAAAUAGCUUUGCAGUGACACAGUUUCGGUGUUGCAGUAUGUCAGCGCUGGCUUUCAGGUUGUUCCAGGGCUAAAAAUACAGCCCAUUAAGGCUUCUGCCAUGGGAUGUAGCCAUGUUUUAUUUUAUUCCUUAUGUUCUUAUUGCUAACUGAUUUUAAGUGAGGCUGCAUUUGGAGACCUACCUUACAAGAUCACCUCAACUGAAGUGUAAAUCAUUGUUUCCCAAUAAGUGGAGAAGAGUGAAGUACUUGUGUUGGAGGUGGUAAGAGGCAGAACUGCUUGCCAGAGGGCUGGGAGGCUGCACUGCUGGCACUGCCUGAGCACAGCCGCUGGACCAGGCUUUUCUCUGCCCCCAGGUGCCAAAAACUUCAGAAUUACAUUGCAGAGAUUAUCACUGGGGGUUUUACCACCUAGUUCAUUUGAAACUGGAUGCGCCUGAGACGCAUUGAACAAAUGGACAGUGGCCUCCCUUCUCCCUGGGGACAGCUUUUACAUGGAUGGGAAGCUACAGAUGGGGCCCAAGGCAGAAAUGCAAAUAGGCAGGGCUGUGAUAUGAAGCAUUUGGCAGCAUUGCGGGCUUAAAAGCUCCCUCCCCACGGCUGCUUGAUCCUGCUCUCUGGGUUGUGCUGACACAGCUGGUUGUGGGUUGCACUGUGAACUGUGUGAGCGGAGCUUUGGCCUCAAAACGAAGGGAUUAGUGCCUGUGCUGCUGGCACUGCGAAGCUGGCCCGGCCCAGUCCAUCCCAGCGCUGCCUGUAAGAGGCUCUCAGAGGUGUGCUCACUUCCCAACACCCACCAUGUUUACAGCUUUGCAGAAGAGCACUGUUGUAAGCACAAGUAGCUAAUGAGUUUUUAUAACCUUCUUUUCUUUGCUUUUGAAGACUCAAGUUCUGGUUCCGUGUGGGGUCAGUGCGUAACUCACGUUACGCAGGGAGAGUUGGGGCAGCUUUGGUUUCAGCCCAGCUCUGGUCCCUGAGCUGUUUGGCUCUUUCCUGACACGAGGCAAUCACUGUCAGUGCUGCCUUGGCCCCGGUGCUGCUAACAAAACAAGUUGUGGGGGCAGAUCUCCCACAUUCAUGAGCUCAGCGGUGGUUGACUGCUUUUUGUAGAUGAAAAGGUCAGGUCUGUUGCCGGGGUUAUGCAGAAAGGUUUGUUCUGGAACAGCCUGCUCCCGAUCAGCUCCCGUCUGCUGAGCUGCCGAGCACUCAUCUAAGCAGUGCUUUUCCUGCGUUUUCCUCAUGGGGAGGCUGUUGGAAGGGGAUUCUGUGGAGCUGAGCUGUAGUGCUGGUCCUGCAAAGGUGAUAUUGGAGCCAAACCAAGUCGUGGUUUUGGACUGUAACCUGGCCUCUGCUGAGCAGGUGAUCAAUAUCACGUGGAAGAAGAAUGGGUUUCCGCUAGUGGAGCAGGAACAUCUGCACGUGCUUCCAAAUGGAUCGCUCUUCAUCUCAUCACAGGCUGUGGCAAAGGACAGUAAAUACUCUGAGAGAGCUGAUGCUGAGGGUAAUUACUCCUGUGUGUCCCACAGCUCCCUAGGGGCAGUCACCAGUCAAACGGCUGCAGUCAGAUUUUCAAGCUUGGCACGCUUUUUCCAACAGCCGGAGUCGCAGACAGUGGAAGAAAAUGGCAUGGCUCGGUUUGAGUGCCGGAUCGAAGGCUUGCCUUCCCCUGUCAUCACGUGGGAGAAGGAUCACGUAGCUGUUCCAGAAGAACCCAGGUUUAUAACUCUUCCAAAUGGUGUGCUCCAGAUUGUUGACGUGCAGGAGAGUGAUGCUGGGGUGUACCACUGCGUGGCCAGCAAUGCUGCUCGGAAGCGCUACAGCAACGCUGCAGUUCUCAGUGUCCUGAAAGGUUCCCAGCCAGCAGGAGGAGAUGUCACCAUCAUUGCUGCUCCGGAGAACACCACGGUGGUGGCAGGGGAGAGUGUGGUGAUGGAGUGCAUGGCAGCUGCUGAUCCCACCCCGUUUGUCUCCUGGAUACGGCAGGAUGGAAAGCCUGUUUCCACAGAUGUGAUCGUGCUGGGUCGGACAAACCUCCUCAUUCCUUCCAGCCAGCCCCAUCACUCUGGAGUAUAUGUUUGCCGUGCUAACAAACCCCAGACCAGGCAGUUUGUUACAGCUGCGGCUGAGCUCCGGGUCCUGGCUACGCCCAGCAUCUCCCAGGCUCCUGAAACCAUCUCGCGCACCCGAGCAAGCACGGCUCGAUUCGUCUGCAAGGCGGAGGGCGAGCCAGCCCCCACCAUUCACUGGCUGAAGAACGGCGAGGCCAUCCUCUCCAAUGGGCGAGUGAAGGUCCAGAGCAGCGGCAGCUUGGUGAUCAAUCAGAUCGGGCUGGAGGAUGCUGGCUACUACCAGUGUGUGGCUGAGAACAGCCUGGGCAUGGCAUGCGCCACUGCCAAGCUCUCCGUGAUUGUGCGGGAGGGUUUGCCCAGUGCUCCCAAGAAGGUCUCAGCUGUGUCCCUCUCCAGCACCACGGUCUUAGUGUCCUGGGAGCGGCCAGAGUACAACAGCGAGCAGAUCAUUGGCUUCUCGUUACAUUACCAACGGGCUGUGGGAACAGAUAACGUGGAGUACCAGUUUGCUGUCAAUAAUGAUACCACGGAGCUGCAAGUGAAGGACCUGGAACCCAACACCAACUAUGUCUUCUAUGUGGUCGCGUAUUCUCAGCUUGGAGCCAGCCGGACAUCCUCUUCCAUAAUUGUUCAGACCUUGGAGGACGUCCCUAGUGCUGCUCCUCAGCUGUCCCUGUCAAGCAUGACUCCUGGUGACAUCCGUGUGACAUGGUUACCUCUUCCUCCAGAGCUGAGUAAUGGCAAGAUAACAAAGUACAAGAUUGACUACUGCACUAUCAAGGAAGCAGAUCAGGUUAACUCCAUUGAAGUGGGUGGAAAUGAGACACAAAUCACUCUGUACUCACUGCAUCCCAACAAAGUGUACAAAGUGCGCAUUGCAGCCAGCACCAGCGUGGGCUACGGGGCCCCAUCUGAGUGGACCCAGCAUCGGACUCCUGACAGGGACAACCAGACACAUGUUCCAUUUGCACCAACAGAAUUAAAAGUCCGAGCGAAGAUGGAGUCUCUCCUGAUUACAUGGCAACCCCCAGCCAACCAUGCCCAGAUAUCAGGCUACAAACUCUACUACCGGGAGGUGGGCCAGGAGGAGUCCAGUGAUGAAAGCCCUCUGGAUGGUGCUGAAGAUGAGAGCUGGGACGUAGGACCCAUAAAGCUAAAGAAGAAAGUGAAGCAGUAUGAACUGACUCGACUAGCUCCUGGGAAGCUCUAUGAGGUGAAGCUGGUGGCAUUCAAUAAGCACGAAGAUGGUUAUGCAGCAGUUUGGAAGGGCAAAACAGAAAAGGCGCCUGCAACAGCAGUAGAUCCCCCUGUGCAGAAGGGUCCUCCACUGCCUCCAGUCCAAGUCUAUGCAGAGUCCAACAGCUCAACUUCUAUAUGGCUCAGAUGGAAGAAACCUGACUUCACCACUGUCAAGAUUGUCAACUACACCGUGCGCUUCAGCCCUUGGGGCCUGAAAAAUGCCUCUCUUGUUACGUACUACACAAGCUCGGAUGAAGAUAUUCUCAUUAGUGGGUUGAAGCCCUACACCAGAUACGAGUUUGCUGUGCAGUCCAAUGGUGUUGGUAUUGAUGGGCCCUUUGGCAGCGUGGUGGAGCGAUUCACCCUUCCUGACCGUCCCUCAACCCCUCCAUCUGAUCUGCGGCUGCACCCCCUCAACCCCUAUGCAGUCCAGGUGCACUGGUGUCCCCCUGCUGAGCCCAACGGCAUCAUUGUGGAGUACCUCAUCCUGUACAAUGCCAACAACACGCAGCCUGAUGAAAUGUGGACCUUGCUGACACGAGAAGGAAAUAUCUUCAGCACUGAGGUGCAUGGCCUGGAAAGUGAUACCAGAUACUUCUUCAAGAUGGGAGCAAAGACAGUCGUGGGAUCUGGUCCCUACUCAAACGUGAAGGAUGUGCACACCCUCCGGGAGAAGUUGUCUGAUGUUCUGGAUAUCCACUCUGUCACGGGAAUCAUUGUGGGGGUCUGCCUGGGGCUGCUCUGCAUACUCUUCUGCAUGUGUGCCAGCUUCCGCAACAGCAAGCAGAGGGAGGCUCUGCCAGGCCUGGAUUCCCAAGCAACUGGCAAUUCUUACUACCAUCGGGGCAGGCAAGGGGUGGCAGCUCCCUGUGCCACCUCGGACACACAUGAACUGGAGUCCCUCAUGUCCCCACUGCCAGAGGAUGCACCUGUGCCCCUAGGAGACAUCACAGAACUGACAGAAGUGCACAGCCUCAUCCACACGAGCCUCCCUGAAGACACUGUCCAUGGGAAGAGGAAGUCUUCUUGGAAUAAAUCAGCUAACCAGCCCUGGACAAACAGCAUAGCCAGAUAUGGGGACACUAUCACAAAAGAGCCUCUCCCUGCUGCGAACGGAUCACUGAAGCUCCCUUCCAGUGCAGGACAGAAGCUUUUGUUCCAGGCUCUGGUUUACGAUGCUGUGAUGAAUGAAGCAAAGAAGAGUCACCCGCCAGCCAGCCUCCACCAAGUGGAAGCAGAGGUCAUUGUUCAUUCUGAUUUUUCAGCCUCUGACAGAGACUGUGACUCCCAGCUGCGCACCCUGGAUGGUCAAGAGACAGAAACCGAGGAGCAGGACCCUGAAGAGUUUUCCUCUGGUGACCUGGCUCUCCCCAGCUCUCCCAGCACCCAGCAGGAUGCGUGUCAAGCGUUGAUGGACUGCUUGGGCAAUGUGGAGGUUCAGACCCAGGAUGAGCUCUUGUUUGCCACCAGAAAGACUAACAGAACAGAGGCUGUUUGCAUCCCCGGGCUCACCAAUGGGUUCCACAGGAAUGGGGAAAGUCUGGAUUCAGUGGAGAGUGAAGAUUUGGACUCCAUCCCGGAAGACAGGGGGGAUGUGCAGACAGUCAAGUGCCAGGCGCUAUCUGUGGCCCCAGAGGAGGCUCCCCUGUGUAGUAACUCUGGUUUAACCAGUUCAUCCUCAGCAUCUGAGAACAUAGCAUGUGUCCACAAUCAUUGAAGAGUAAACUAAUCUGAUUUUGAUCAUGGGAGAGCUAGAAGCACCGCUAAGGGCCUGUUCCUUUGAGGUACUGCAUGCCCUCAGUUCACUGGAUCGAGCUAAGAAGGUGCAGCAUCUCACCAGAACAGGAUUAGGACCUGUCAGCUGUACAUAUCGCCUUCAAGAAAUCAGUAGGUAGACUGAUAAGGGCCCAUCUUUCUGCUGAAGCUAACGAGUAACCUGGUGUUCACGGGAGCAGAACUGAGCAGAACUGACAUGAAACCACAGCUAGAGCAGAGCCUUCUGUGUUGGGCUGGUGCCAUCACCUCACUGUAGGCCCCUUUAUGACUGGCAAGAGGCACAGCGUGCUGAGCCAGUCUCCUCAACUGUCUCUUGUCCACGGAGGCCUUGGACUACCUGCUACCUUGUGGUGUUGGGAUGGACUUUGUCAGAGUCCCACACGGGGGUGGAACCAACACAACAAACAGAGCUGUAACCACCAGCCUUUUCUGCCCUCCCGUGGUUAAAAGGAUUAUAAGGCUCUCUUUGUACGCUGCCACAGUAACCAUUGCUAGCAGGCUGAUGUAGUGGCCUUUUAUUACACACUCUACGAGUGCCUCUAACAACUUGUACUGUAUAGAACCUUCUUCGGCGUCUGGGUCAUUUCACCAACCUGGGCUUUGUUUUAUGAAGGUUCUUGUACCUAAUAUUUUAGGUACGCAUCUGUCCUUUUAAUGUACGACAUGUAUUUUUAUUUCCUUGAAGCAUCUUUAUAUUAUUUAAUUUUAUGAAGUGGAGUAGCGUGUGGUAUAGAGUAGCAUUUUUACUACUUCUCUUUUUCCUUUGUUUUUUUUGUCCUCCCUAACAACACAACUACCUCAUGUCUGUUGGAGAAAAAAAGCAGUAGAUCUACUCUUUUGUUAUAGUCCAUUAUAGGUUUUAACUUAUUCUUAUACUGCCUUUUUCUAAAGAAUAUGUUUGCACUGGUUGUUGACUAUUUUUUUUAAUAGUGCUGCAGAGCUGAUGUCUAUCUUGCUUUGUUUCUAAGUAUUGCUUAGACACGUUCCCCACAGCUGGGGGGGUUGUGUUUCUUUGUAGGACUGUGUUUUACAGGAGCUGGCCAAAGGAGACUGCUUCAGCUGGCAGGAUGUUGAUCAGUUUUUUUUUUUAAGAAAUUUAUGCUAGCAAAAAGGAAAAAAAGAACCAACAAUUACAAAAUUAACUUGUGACCUUGGGGACAUCUUUGUGUUCAAAUGGAGACCGUUCAGAUGCUCAAGUUCCAGGAAGCAACUCUCAGCCUCCCAUAAGCAGUGAGCUUGCUGAAGGUUUUGGAUGAACAGGAGAUAAUUUCUCAUCAUUUCUGAGAACCCUCUCAGUGUGCUCUGCGUUGGAGCUGAGCUGGACCAGCCUUUUUCCUUGCUGCCAGACUGCUGUUCAGCGGGGAACCUCUAAGCCUCCAUGUACGCUGUUGGGAAGCUGUUGUUGAAGCUUCCAUCUUUCCCCAUCCUACAGUUUCUUCCCCCAGCACGCCACCCUGUUACACGUACUUCUGUACUGUACUGUACUUUACUUGUUGCAGUUGACUCAGCUGCUCCAGUUGGUGUUCAGAGCAACUCCAGUUGAGGAGUCUCAGAAAUGCUGUUCUGGGCUCUGAAGCACCAUGGCUGAAAAUCAGUGCUAGGCAGGAGUUAGUGCAUGAAGCUAGAAAGCCAUGAUAACUGGGCACUGGAAGUGCAUCAUUAACCUCCAAGAACUCACUGCCACAAGACUUUGAAACUAACAACUUAGCAGUGUUACCGAUAAGGCAGUGAAGUGUUAUUGCAGGCAAUAAGGGUAAUUCACAGUUAUAUGAGAGCGGAUGCAAUUGCAGGAGUGUAAACCCUCCAACUGGGGACUAUCAGGAACCAGCUGUGGAGGGUGGGGACAGAUUUCCGUAGCUGGACCUGAGCUAGUAGUUAAUUUCAUGGGGGAGUCCUUGCCCUGGACAAGCCAUGACUUUGGUGUGCAAAAGGGGAUGAAGACUGUGCUCCAAAAAAGCUCACUCUAGAAGAACCUCUGGUGACUUCUUUCAUCUCCAAAGGCAAGUUGCCAUCUGCAAGCAUGAAAGCAUGCCAAAGGAUUACUUCCACUGAUAUCUCACUGCUGGAGGGCAGUGCCAGGAGGAGUUGGGCCAGCAGCAGGCACAACGGAUGUUGGAGCUCUACUGACUUCUGUGAUCAUGCUGUACCUGUGUCAGCCCUGAUCUUUCCAUACAGAGGACUUGUGUGGAUGGAGGCUUAGUCCCAUGGCUGAUGAAGGGCUGUGCCAUAGGGAUACUCCUAGGUACAUCCACCCUCUGCUUUGUCUCUCCCUAUUUUAGGAAUCACAUAACCGUGGGCUGAGCAAUGUUGAUCAGCCCAGAGUCCAUCCCUGCCUGUCACCGAAGCCCGCACAAGCAAGCAUGGUAUGGCACUGCUCACCUGGAUCAUCUUGGGCCAGUCACAAACCACUGAGUUGUCGCAUGCUCUGAGAGCAGAGCGCUCUCCUUAAGCACCACAGAAACACUUUGUUUCCUCACGUUGAGCCUUCUGAAGCACGAAGCUGGCAGUGUUGGAUGUCCAGGUGCUGCGGUGGCAGUGGACUGAUGGCAGCAAACCUCAGCUGCAGAAAUCAGAGCGGGUCUCUCAGAAACAAGAGAUCAUUGCUGAUUGGCAGCAGCAAAGCUGAUCUCUGCGCCCUCGUUUGGUGCAGCUGUACCCCAGGCCCCACCUAUCCUGAUUAGGGACUGUGGGACUGGAUUAGAAGUGAAAGGAAGAAGACAGAUAACAUACGUUUUGUGUAAAGCUUGAAACAACCAGUGCAUAUAUUUUUUUAUCAUGAAAUAAGUAGCUUUCUUGCAGAUUUCUCACAGACACUCAAACUGUUGAUACCUUUAAUUACCCAUUGUACUUAAUAUAUGUUCCUAAUCAUCAGGCUCCCUUCCCCCUUUUCUCCCUUGCAGUAACACUAAAGAUUAUUGCUAUUCAGCUUUUUGCCAGUGUGUGUUGUUUUACUUUGUUGAAAUGUCAAAUUUGUCUCACUGGCAUAAUUUUGUGGUAUUAAUGUUACCGUUUGGCUACACAACUGUAUAUUUCCCAUGCUGCUGUGAGAGUCACAAUUCUUACUCCUUUUCUUCUUUUAGGUCUUUGUUAGAUGAAAUACACGACUGAGCUGAAUAUCUCAACUUUUCGAUUUGAUUUCUUACUUAACAGACAGUAAGGCUCUGGUUUAAGUAGUUAAAAUGAGCUAACUUAUAACCUAGGCUUUGAGAAUUUGUUAUGUUACUAGCUAAUAAUCCUGAGAUCAGCCCAUGAAACACACCUAUAAGAAAACACCCAUUUUAGUGGAUCACUGUGUAUGUUUUUGAUCUCAUUAGAAAUAGAUGUUUUGAAGGGAUCAUUGUGUCUUUUCUAAUCAAUACCCUUGUUAGAAAAGAGGUGUUUAGUCCAGCAGAAAUCUACCAUCUAGUUCUGUUAUCAUGUUCCUAUGCUAAUAUUUUAAAAUCAAAUUUUGUUUAACUUUCUGCACAGUGCAUAAGGAUGUGUAACCAGAACUUGAUCUUGUUUGAAGAUUGUGUCUGUAUUUGGUUCCAUGCUGUACUUAAUUAUAACUUUCUUUCUUCAGAGACUGUUCUUACUCCACAAAUACUCUUUAGUGCUAAAGUGUAAGACAACGUUGUCCUUAUAUUCCUUAACUAAUGGAUUAUUAAUAAAAUCCUAAAAAAACCUCACAAAAACACACAACAGAAAACCAGUGGAAUUUGUCUCAUGAGUCCAUCUUCUACAGCUCUUGCUCUGAGGGAAAGUUUUGCUGUGGAAGGCUGAUCCUGCCCCAAUGCUUGUGAUGUAUCUCUGCAGCCUGAUUAGAGCUGUGCUGUGAGAGGGACCGCGUGUGUAUUUGCUUACAUCUCCAAUCUCCUCGUGCUUACCUGAGGAACUCCUGUCUGGAUGGAUCUGAGCAAGGCCUUGCAGCUGACAGCCCUGAGGCUACAUGGCAGAGUGCCUCUGAUGUUGUGCUGGGUUACAGUGUGAAGAUGGCAUAGGUUUCACCACCUCUCUGCAGUCCAUACCCGACUGAUGCAGGUCUUGUUCAUCUGUGUGAGCUGAUAGAGAUCACUGAUGGAAAGAGUGGAGGCCCAGAACCAGUAUCUGGUCUGCUAACUGGAGGUUGUAUUGCAGCUUCAGUGCUUGCUGGUGGGAGCAGGACUGGGGAUUCAUGCUCACUUCAGUGCCUGAGCUUGUAACCAUGGAGGCUGGGAGUGUUAUGGUGGUGAGUGCUUUCUUCCUUAGACAUCGCUCUUCUGGGAUUUCAGGCACAGUUUGGGGUCAGUAGGUCUUUCUUGAUGCUUGCUCAUUUCUCAGCUAUUGAGCUGAUUCCUAUUUAAAAAAAAGUCCAGUUUCAUCCAUUACAUUGUUGAGGAAUUUUAUUUGGAAAAUAAGCAGAAGCAUCUAGCAAACAAAUGGUGACUUCUCUUAGAUGAUGCACUAAAUUAAACACUUAGUGGCUUGUGUCCAGCCAGAUUGGUGAGAAGAUGUCUGGCAGUGCCUGAGGAACGCUAUUAACCUCCCAUGCAUCUCCCUUUCUUCCUAGGAUGCAUUCCCUACUUGAGUAGAUAGCUUCCAUUAUUGCUUUAUGCUUCCAGGACUACAGGGCCAUAAAAUCUCAUUUUAUCUGCAUUAUGGUGGUAAUAAAUCUCCACUUAGCAUAGUGUUCUCUGAUGGUGGUUGAAGGGAACUCUGUCAAACUGUAACUCCGAUGAGUCUUUCUCUUAAUGACAGGUAAUGAGCGAGGAAGGACCUUUGUGGGGGGUUGACUGCUUGUCCCACUUCUCAGUGUGAUGCUGCUGAGUGGGACAACUGGAAACAAGGCAGCAACUGAGUUAACAGCAGAGGGAUUCACAGACAGAGCAGUUACAGGGGAACUGGGAUUACAGAGGAGUGAAGGUAAGAGCAAGGUGUCUGUCUGCAUUUCAUUCUUUUGCUAGCAUUUAUCACCCCUAUAUCCUGUGCCGUGAUGCAGCUGGCAAUAUCACUGCACUGAGCUCAAGGCUCUGGUCAGGUCAAUCAGUAAGCAGCUGAUAUAGAACACUGCCCAGCACAGCUUGGUGGGAAGUGGCACAAUGUGAGGCAAAGGGCUGUGAUGCAAGGAGGUGGCUUGGGAUGAUGCUCCACAGCUGUAUGCACCCCAUACCACACACUGCACUGCAAGCAAUGUGUAACUCAGCAGUUGUAAAGCCUCUCCCAGGCUUUCGAAACAGCAGCAUGCCUCCGUGCAGUAUUUUACAGCCAUGCCCGAGGGAGAGAGGUCUGACCAAGGACAUACAGCAACACCAUGUCAUCACCCUUCUGUCACACAGCCUGGGCUGGUCCCAGCCACAGCCCUGAGCACGGAUAGCAGAGUUUUCAUGCUGAAAAGCAGCUUCCAGGAGCACUUCCCGGGAGUGGCAGAGCUCAGUACCUCCAGGUGGGUGCCCUGAUUUUGGCUCUCCUACGACACGGACCGCAAAACAGACGCCAAAACCUCUCAUAUAUUUAUGGAAGUGAAAAGCUCCCAGACUGUUAGCAGACAGGGAAACCACAGUUACACAGAGAAUAAUAAGUGGAGUUAAUUCAGACAGGUUAAUCUCCUGCUUCAUUCCCUGAAAUUACUAAUGGUGUCUUGGGGACCUCAGUCUGCAAUUAAUUGGUGUAAAUCAGGAGCACUUCUGGCGCUGAUAGAAAUUCACAGAGCAGGGGGUGAGCUGAGCCCUUUGAGCUGGCUCUCAUGGAGGAUAACUUGGGUAACUUUUGGGGGGGACAACAGACAGAUGGUGCUCGGACCCCCCUGCAUGAGGGGCUGUUUUUCAGAUUUCUGCUCACAGUGUGAUAAACAAAUUCCUGGAUCCAACACUAAGAAACUUUUUAAGCUGUCAUAGUUACAGAAGAGCACAGAAAAACAUGAGUGCUCCAGAUGCUGUCCUCAAGUAACUCUAAGAAAGGCUGUAAACUUGCAUUUUUCUUUGAAAACCUCAUUGGUUUUAACAUGAGUCCCAUUGUUGGGCACACUUGGGAUUUCUAAAUGUGACACCAGUGGUGUCACCAAUGUCAGCUGCAAGAUGUGGGCUAAACUGAGUCAUGCCCUCGAAGAGAUGGCUGCCUAUCCCCAGUCCUGUGUCCUGCCACUGCCACCCUUGCUAUCACCUACACACAGGAGCAAAAGCAUCCAAAAUCAGGCUUUUGGGGGAAAGAAGCACUACAAAACACACUGGUGGGUUGGUUUUUUUGUUUGUUUGUUUGUUUUUUCCCUUAGAGUUACUGAUUCUGACAAGACAUUCAUGGGGCUGGUCAGACUCUGGAGCAUGCUUACCACACUGGUAGCAUUCCUGGAGCUGCUAUGAGCCUGUAGUGACUGUGAGUAAUAGAGAAAUGCUUGCAUGGUGGCAGCCAGGGAGAUGGCUGGGGAGCAGGAAGCAGGAACAGAGUUUGUGCAAAAGGUCAGCAACGGUGCAGGAAUUCAGAUGUUCCUGAGAGGCCAACAGGGCCAGUUCAGCCCAGAGCAAAUUCUUCCCCACUGAAAGGAACUUCUUACAGAUCAGUUCUGCUCUAAAUGAGCAAACCUUUAAUGUGGAGCAGAUGCAGUGAAGUCUUCUUUCCAUGCUAACCGGCUCCACUGCAUCAGAGUGCACCAUCCAGGGAACUGUCUCUAUCCAUUGCCUGUCUUUAAAAAGUGUUGUCAUCAGUUUUUGGGCAAGGCAGGAUUAGUAACCUGUUUUGGUGCAAAGAAUUAGACUUAAGAUCUAAUUCUGUUGUUCUUUUUUCUUUUGUCUUCCCCCCUCUGCCCUCAGACAAACACACAACAGGCUUUGAGCAGUCACUGAAGAGAUGACUUUACUAAUGAUGAUAAUGAUGAGAGGAAGUUGUAUUUGCAGAGAGGAGCAGAGUAUUGGGCAGCACCAGUGGGAGGACAGCAAGGUACUGUACUGGCAUUAGGGCUGAGAGCUGGGCAGGGGUGUGUUACCUCAUUUCAUGGCAGGAGGGACAUAAGCUGGUACAUUAUCUUCAGGCUGUGGUAGGAUUUAGGCACCUCAUCCCUUGCUGAAUCCUUCCUCGCUGGGUUGGUCAUCAAAUACAAGAGCACCUUCGAAGGCAGUAUGGCUGUAUGACUCACCCAGCUAAGUCAUGAUGGUGCUUAGGGGGAAAUUCUUUACAGAGAGAGUGGUGAGGUGCUGGA